Messenger RNA from Cuscuta epithymum, 1832 nucleotides. The record is from the annotation of a GenBank genome assembly. NCBI's taxonomy places the organism in Eukaryota, Viridiplantae, Streptophyta, Magnoliopsida, Solanales, Convolvulaceae.
CUAUUUUAAGGAGUUACUAGUCGGGUAGAUAAAAAUUCUUCUAGUUGAACUCAAAUAUUGCACUACUCGCAGUUGACCUGGCUGCACAGCAUCUGAAAGUUUCGACCUUUGAUGGUCCGAAUACACGGCUUAAACUGUAACCUGCUAAACUGCGGCAUCUCUGGGGCCAUAGAAGUCAGCGAAUUGUAUCUGAGCCUCUCAGGUAUAUAAACAAUUUGCAGGUUUUGGUCUGGCUUUGUGAGGAGAAUGGAUUUCACUAAGAUGAAUAGGGGGGAACUGACCAUGGUUGGAUCUGGGAUGUGUACAAUGCUUACAAUGCAUUUGACACUACAGCUCUUGUCCCAACACCUUUUUUACUGGAAGAACCCUAAGCAGCAGAAAGCUAUUAUAAUAAUCAUACUUAUGGCCCCAAUUUAUGCACUUAACUCAUUUGUUGGAUUGUUGGAUCAUAAGGGAAGCAAAGAAUUUUUCAUGUUCCUUGACUCAAUUAAGGAAUGCUAUGAGGCUCUUGCAAUUGCUAUGUUUUUGGCAUUAAUGUAUAGCUACUUGAACAUAUCCAUUAGCAAAAACAUAGUGCCAGAUGAGAUCAAAGGGAGGGAGAUACGCCAUUCUUUCCCAAUGACUUUAUUUCAGCCUAGAACUACUCAUUUGGACCACAAUACAUUGAGGCUUCUAAAGUACUGGACAUGGCAGUUUGUUAUAAUCCGCCCUGUCAGUUCCAUCUUGAUGAUAACGUUACAGAUCCUAGGGUUCUACCCAAGUUGGCUGGGCUGGACGUUCACGAUAAUUCUCAACAUUUCCUUUUACGUCGCAAUGUAUUCGCUGCUUGCUUUCUAUCAUCUAUUCUCAAAGGACCUUCAACCACACAAACCUCUUUCCAAGUUCCUCUGCAUCACGGGCAUAGUUUUCUUCUCCUUUUGGCAGGGGAUCUUGCUUGACAUUCUGGUUGCAAUGGACAUUAUAAAAUCACAGCACUUCUGGCUGGACGUUGAGCAUAUUCAGGAAGCCAUUCAAAAUGUCUUAAUUUGUGCCGAGAUGGUUUUCUUUUCCCUUAUGCAGCAAUAUGCAUUCCAUGUUGCCCCCUACAGCGGUGAUGUGGAAGCAAGAUUGAAACUAAAAAAGCGUGAAUAGUAUGUUCCUAACUAUCAUUGUAUCUCUUCAUUAUAGUAUAGAGAUGUGUAUAGGGUAGGUAACCAGUUAUAAUUGUGAAUUCGCUCAGGUGCCGGAUAUAGGGUAUGCCCUUAGGCUUUAACAUACUAGGAGCCCGUUUGGAGAACUCUGUUUUCGGCUUAUCAGGCUUAUCAGCCAGCUUUUUCACCAAACACGUAACUUUUACUUUCGCGCGCUGAAUUGUGUAAUAAGCCGAAAAAGUAAGGUUGGAGUUACUUUUCUGGCUGUAUUGGCUGAAGUUAUUGUAGAGGACCAUUUUAGCUAUUUUUACAUAUAAUUUUUUCUUUAAUUUAUUAAUAAAAUAUAUUUUUAAAAUAUUUUUUUCUUAAAUCAGCAGAAUCAGCCAAAACAGCCACUCCAGCCAGAAUAUCAUAAAUUUAAGCAGAAUCAGCCAAAACAGCCGAUUUUGGUGCUACCAAAUGGGCUCUAGGAGUGCUCUUACUGUUAUACUCCGUAUGUUACUAGUACCAUUUUUAAUACGAAGUAUAUACAAGGGGCAUUUGAGUAAUUCAUAUGGUUGCCGGGUUUUGUUGUGCAUUCAUUGGUGUAACCAGUUUAUCGUGUAUAGAUAUAUUUUGAAUGUUUUGUAGAAAAAGAGAGAAUAGUAUAUGGACGAGACAGGAAAUUAAUGAUAAUUAAUAAUCAACUCGAGCUUACACAAA